This is a messenger RNA of Penicillium maclennaniae, 1491 nucleotides long. RefSeq lists its product as uncharacterized. Gene Ontology annotation, molecular function: cyclin-dependent protein serine/threonine kinase activity; ATP binding. Gene Ontology annotation, biological process: protein phosphorylation. NCBI's taxonomy places the organism in Eukaryota, Fungi, Ascomycota, Eurotiomycetes, Eurotiales, Aspergillaceae. Gene Ontology annotation, cellular component: nucleus. Bases 1 to 1491 code for a protein of 496 amino acids. The record is from RefSeq and is a predicted model, not a curated record. The transcript is spliced from 8 exons.
AUGGCCAUCGCAUCUCUUGAGAAUGAUGAUCAAGGCCAACCUCGAUUUCCGGGCUGCUCUAACAUCCGCGAUUUCGCGUUUAUCGACAAACUCGGCGAAGGAACCUUUGGUAUGGUCUACAAAGCUCGGUCGAAGAAAGACAACUCGGUCAUGGCCCUGAAGAAGAUUCUCAUGCACCAUGAAAAGGAGGGUUUUCCCAUCACUGCAAUUCGAGAAAUUAAGCUCUUGAAGGCACUUUCUCAUCCAAAUAUCUUGCAGCUUAGGGAGAUGGCCGUUGAGCGGAGCAAGGGCGAAGGGCGGAAAAAACCGAACAUGUAUAUGGUCAUGCCGUACAUGGAGCACGACCUGUCGGGACUUCUGGAGAACCCAGAUGUCCAUUUCACCGAACCCCAGAUCAAAUGUUACUUGAUGCAGCUUCUUGAAGGGCUGCGUUAUCUGCAUGCCAACUGUAUUCUGCAUCGUGAUAUGAAGGCUGCCAAUCUUCUUAUCAGCAAUGAGGGAAUUCUCCAGAUCGCGGACUUUGGACUCGCGCGACCAUUCGAUGAACCUCCUCCGCAGCCUGGAAAGGGCGGAGGAGAAGCCAAGCGAGAGUACACCGCGCUUGUUGUCACCAGAUGGUACCGACCACCCGAACUCCUUCUUCAACUACGACGAUACACAACAGCCAUCGACAUGUGGGGAGCCGGUUGUGUAUUCGGUGAAAUGUUCAAAGGAAAGCCUAUCCUUUCCGGUAACACUGAUCUCGAUCAAGCGAGACUCAUCUUCAACCUCGUGGGUACACCCACUGAGGAGAACAUGCCUGGGUGGAGUUUGCUACCCAGUCUCGAAGGCGUGAAGGACUGGGGUUCCAAGCGCGGAAACCUAGGCGAGGUUUUUAAAGAGCUAAGCCCAACAGCUCUCUCGCUACUGUCCGAACUUCUCCGGCUGGAUUGGCGUAAACGGAUCAACGCCAUUGAUGCUCUAAAACACCCUUACUUCACUACACCUCCGCUACCUGCGCGUCCCGGCGACAUCCCCGCUUUCAAGAUUCUCACGAAUUUGACAAGAAGAAGGCACCGCAGCGACCACCUAUGCCCCCUGCACCUGCGGGUGGCUCUGCCAAUACCGCUUCCAACGGAGGAUGGGCUAGCUCUGGAUCUCGAGGUCCCGAUUCCCGCAGUCGCAUCCCGGGUGCGGCCCGUGGAGGUUGGCCGAAUGCCUCAGGUUCUGGAAAUGGCAACACGCACCGGGGCGGAUCAUUCCCGCCUUCGCGAGACAAUGGACUUCCUCCGCGGCCUCCUGUAUCGGCUCGCCCACCAUGGGAUGGGUCACAGACAGGCAGGUCGGAAGGGAGAGACGACCAACGACGUGAUCGACCCAAUCAGGGCCGCUCCAGUGGGAGAUUUGCAAGCAAUAUCGACUCGUACGUUCCUAAUUACGGCAACCCUCACGAGCGUGUGCGCGAUGCUGGUGAUCCAACCGCCCAAUCGAACCCAGAAUGGCGCAAUGUAA